Messenger RNA from Eremomyces bilateralis CBS 781.70, 2598 nucleotides. RefSeq lists its product as uncharacterized. Lineage: Eukaryota; Fungi; Ascomycota; Dothideomycetes; Eremomycetales; Eremomycetaceae. Gene Ontology annotation, molecular function: RNA polymerase II cis-regulatory region sequence-specific DNA binding; DNA-binding transcription factor activity, RNA polymerase II-specific. Gene Ontology annotation, biological process: regulation of transcription by RNA polymerase II. The transcript is spliced from 2 exons. Bases 1 to 2598 code for a protein of 865 amino acids. The record is from RefSeq and is a predicted model, not a curated record.
AUGUCUUCCUUUCAAGCCGUCAAUACCAUCCUCACGGUUCCGGAUUCGCUGUCUAGGAAGGAUGAGAAUACUCCCACGACUCCUCGACCGCCGAAAUCCUCGUCAGAGGGACCGACCACGGAGACCCGAACUGACGACACCGCGAAAACACCGACCAGAGACACGUUCAACAACAACGCCGCACAACGACCCUUGACCGCCGAUGCAGCUCCAUACGGCGAAGCACCAGCCUCGAAGUUGAAACGGAACGUAUAUGAUUACGUCGGACCAGAGCCUGCCCUUAUUUCACGGGGCAACUCCCUUACUUCUCACCGGUCUCAUCAUUCCGAAGGGACUUCCGUUACAGCGCGCAGUGGCAGUCAAGAUGUCGAUAUGGAAGGGCAAACCGGGGAUGAUCCGGACUUGAAAGAACUCUCGGACGACGACGACGACAAAAGCGUCACCAGUGAUACGGCCCGACCGAACAAGAAGAAGAAAGGACAGCGUUUUUUCUGCACCGAAUACCCUCCGUGUCAACUGAGCUUCACCAGAAGCGAACAUCUCGCUAGACAUAUCCGAAAGCAUACAGGCGAACGACCUUUCCAAUGCCACUGCAGUCGCCGAUUCUCGCGCCUCGACAAUCUACGUCAACAUGCACAAACAGUUCAUGUAAAUGAAGCUAUCCCUGAUGAUUCAUUAGCAGCGACCGGUACUCGAUUCCAGCGUCAAAUCCGCACCGACCGUGUCCGUCCUGGCCCGGCGGGGAGAAGCAGAGCGAGCACGAUGGGUUCAGGGACGCAUUCACGUGGCCACUCCCGAAACCUGUCGACGUCGAGCAUCGCCUCCACUGCGUCGAGCAUGAGCAUCAACAUUAGUGGGAGAGACGACUCAAGAUUACGACCGGCCCCUCUUGCGAUGGCGAAUCAUGGAAUACGUCGCGCCCGUCUAUCACUUGAUACCUUUAAUCCGCAGAAUAUGCCACACUAUCCGCCAAACGCCAAACCCAACUAUGUCCCGGGUUAUGGGGGACAUAGCCCCAAUGAUUACAGCACGCCGACGUCUGCUACGUUUUCUACUGGCGCCAACUCGCCCCGUUUCUCUUCCGGCUUACAUUCCCCUGGUUCCCAGAUUCCGAGAUCAGUCGGUGCGUACGGAGCCAGGACACCCGGUCGACGAUUGUCCGUGCCUUCUGCCGGGAACCCUUUCCAAGGAAGUUCGACGUAUCCUCCCGCAUUCAUCAGUCCCGUUCCUUCGUCGGGUGCAUCGGGACAGGGUUCGAUCUUUGCCAGUCCGACCACUUCGGUUUUCUCUAGCCCCGGAAGAAAGGAGUCGGACGUCGAGGCGGAUCUCCGAAGACGAACGUGGCAUCCCAACUCAUACACUGGUCUGGGCCCAAGGCCGGCAACAAGUGGCGUGCAAAUGUAUCCAGGAGCACCCCAUGAGCCGAGGCCCUUAUUCGCCACACAGACUAUCGCUGCGCAGCAAGCACCUCUCCCCCAACCCCAGCCAUUGCAACCGCUUCAACGAGGACCGCCUCCACCUCUUCAGCCUGCCGUGCAGCUUCCGCAAGGAGCUCGGCAAAUCACUCGCCUCCCGGGGAUUGAAAGCUUCGACAAAGCGCCACCACAACCAAACUUCACCUUUCCUCCACGACGCCAGGCAAGUUCCCCCACGACAUCGUCUCAGCAGUUGCCCUAUCGACAGCCCAGCCCCAUGCAGAUCGAUAGUCCACCGCCACGACCAAUCCGUCAGAAUGCGUCCCCGACGCCGCAGGAACGAGCGGAGGAAUAUAAGAAUCAUCGAAUCAGCUGGGACUUGUCCAACCAGCUACAGAAAGGCAUCGGGCGGCUCGACCUCACCAGCGCCACGCCUCCCAUGGAGCCCAAACGGUUCUCCUUCACAUCGGCGGUGGAACAUCAUCGAACACGGUCGGAAGGGCAGCCGAGGGUUAGCUUUGCUCCGAACCCACGACCGGCCUAUCCGGCACCGGCGCCAGUGACUCCACGUCAUGACCAACCCGGGAGCCCCACGACUCCAACCAGUAAACGUAACAAAAGGAUGGGGUGGUACCAAGGCCCGGUGGAAAUGCAUCAGAAUCCAUCAUAUCCAUCCCCAUCCCAAGGACCUGAACAGAGAAAUAUAUCAAUCGCACCGGGUCCAACACCAUUUCCAGCUGAUACUCAACCCCAUGGACCAAACCCUUAUGGCCGAGAACCACCACCUCCUCCCCCUCCACCACCUCGGCAGCCGCCACAUCAGCAGCAGCUGCCACAUCAGCCGCCGCCGCAAUCGAAUCCCCUGCCUGACUCAGGUCAGGCAGCGCCGCUGACACUGCCGCGGAGUCUUCCAUUCAGCAACCAGCAGCAUUUAACCGCUCAGCAACAUUAUCGCACGUCUCCCGGAACGGAGUCGUCAUCCUCUGACAAUGGGUCGAUUCCAACCCCGUCUACCGGGAUGGGCGAUUGGAACCCGGCGCAUUCGAACGGCUUGCUUGAAACGGGGCCUCAGGGACUUGGGAUUAAACCCGAGAUGUCCAGUAGCCCGCCUCGACCGGACCUUCGUGGAUUGCAGGCUCUGGUCGCGGUGGCUACCGGAGAAGGGAGUAAGAUACGAGGAUAG